GUUUGACCUUUUGUGACCUGUAUUGAUUUUUUUUUUGAGGGACUGAGGGAAGAUGCUGUUGAAACAGGCAUCGGUCCUGAGCUCAGAGACAAACUGCUGCUUCAGAUCAGGCCUCAGGCGUUUUUCAUGACAAACCGUUGAAGUCUCAUCGUCGCAUUUUAAAAAUACGGGGUGAUGAUGAUGAUGAUGAGGAGGAGGAGGAGAAGAAGCUUCAGCGCUGGAGGCCGUUUCACACUGAGGUCAUUAAUGAAAAACACGAAGCAGCUGCUGCCUCUGACCUGGCCGACCGACCGACCCGACCACCAACCCACAGAAACCGAUCGCUGCCCUGAGCUGAAGGACUGAUAAUAUGCAGCAGAGUAACUGAGACCAGGAUCAACAGUCCAGCCCUGAGAAAACUUAAAGGCUUCACCACAAAAUUCCUGAAAUGUUCUGUGGCAUCAUCGGGGCCAUCGCUUCUACCUUUUGGUCGGGCUCAUUGUGUCCUCUGACUGACAAAACCCACAUGGGACAAAAUCUCAAUCUCUCAUCUGAGUCUCCUUCUCCUGAUCAUUUAUGGACCAGGCCUAUUUUAUUGCCCUGGAUUUUGCCUCUGAGGCAACAUACGUACUGCUACCUCAAGGGCUGAAUCCAAACCUGAUCCUAACCCUCUGGAUACUUACACACCCAUGUGCACCCUCAUCAUGUCAGAUAAAUAUAAAAUAAAUAUGGUAUAUAUUAUAAUUAUUCAGUUUUACUUCUUUGCAUCCAUUUUGCCAUGGAUUAUGGGUAAUUUUUCAAGCAAGCUGGAGUCUGUGGUGAAGUCUGGACUUUGUUUUGACUCUAUAAAUCUUCCAUACAGAUGCCUUAAACUCUGCUCUGUUUUUCUCUGCAGGCUGUUUUCUGCUCUGAGGCAGUUUGACGUCUGAGUCCGGAAAAUCUGUGAAGUUUAGAGCUAAAAUAUAAAGGAAUAUUUUUUAUUUAUUUACUGAAGGACAGACGGGUGGAGGGAUGAUGGAGGUCAGAGUCCAGCUCUCAGCUUGAUGUUAAUGUCACAGACAGAAAUAAAAUCUGUCCUGUGGGUGUUUCAUGUUUUAACACAUUUUACUGCUAAUGAGUCUGACAGCAGAGAGAGAGAGAGAGACAGAGGCAGGCAGGCGGUGAGGGAGGGAGGGAGGGAGGGAGGAGGGUGAGUUAAAGAGGAGGAGCAGCAGAGUGGUGGAUUCAGUCAGUCGUUCCGUGCAUUGGAGCUCAGAUGGAGGUUUUUCCGUGAGCUGAGAAGAAUCUGACGACAUGAGGACGUCUUCCUGAGAGAGAGAGAGAGAGAGAGAGACAUCCUCCCCUCAGUUUCCACGGUGACGGCAUCCCUACAUCCUCCUCCUCCUCCUCCUCCUCCUCCUCCAUCAUCUCUCCGUCCGGCUGCUGUCAGCUUGUUGGCGUCGUCAGGAUGGGAGAUAAAGGAACCAGAGUGUUUAAGAAAGCCAGUCCCAAUGGAAAGCUCACCGUCUACCUGGGGAAGAGGGACUUUGUGGACCACGUGGACCUGGUGGAGCCUGUCGACGGUGUCGUCCUGAUCGACCCGGAGUACCUGAAGGAGAGGAAAGUGUUUGUGACUCUGACGUGUGCGUUUCGUUACGGCCGUGAAGAUUUGGACGUCCUCGGCUUGACGUUUCGGAAGGAUCUGUUUGUGGCUAACGUCCAGGCGUUUCCUCCACUGCCUGAAGAGAAGAAGAGUCUGACUCGUCUUCAGGAACGCCUGAUUAAAAAGCUGGGAGAACAUGCCUACCCAUUCACCUUCGAGAUUCCUCUGAACCUGCCGUGCUCCGUCACCCUGCAGCCUGGACCAGAGGACACUGGGAAGGCUUGUGGAGUCGACUUUGAGGUGAAAGCUUUCUGCGCAGAAAAUGUUGAAGAAAAGAUCCACAAAAGGAACUCGGUGCGUCUGGUGAUCAGGAAGGUGCAGUACGCUCCGGAGAAACCUGGCCCUCAGCCGACAGCAGAAACCACCAGACAGUUCCUGAUGUCAGACAAACCUCUGCACCUGGAGGCGUCUCUGGACAAGGAGAUCUACUACCACGGAGAGCCCAUCAGUGUCAAUGUUCACGUCACGAACAACACCAACAAGACCGUGAAGAAGAUGAAGAUCUCAGUGCGACAGUACGCAGACAUCUGCCUGUUCAACACGGCUCAGUACAAAUGUCCAGUGGCCACUGAGGAGUCAGAUGACGUCGUAGCUCCCAGUUCAACUUUCUGCAAAGUUUUCACCCUCACUCCUUUCCUGGCCAACAACCGAGAGAAACGAGGCCUUGCUCUGGACGGAAAGCUGAAGCACGAGGACACCAACCUGGCCUCCAGCACACUGUUGAGAGAAGGAGCCAAUAAGGAGAUCCUCGGUAUCAUUGUAUCAUACAAAGUCAAAGUGAAGCUGGUGGUGUCGCGAGGCGGGCUCCUGGGAGACCUGGCGGCGAGUGACGUCUCUGUUGAGCUGCCCUUCACAUUAAUGCACCCGAAGCCGUUAGAAGAAUCCAUCUACAGAGACGCUCCAGAUGAAGCUCCCAUCGACACAAACCUAAUCGAGUUUGACACAAACGACGAUGACAUCAUCUUCGAAGACUUCGCCCGCCAGAGGCUGAUUGGGGCAAAAGACGACAAGGACGAAGACGAAGAGCCGGUGGACUCACCCAAACUCAACGACAGAUAAAGGCCAGGAGCGUCGCCGCCACCACUGCUGCUGUUGUUGUUUUUGCUGCCGUUUGUAGUGUGGAGCUAACGGAGGUCACCUUUAGGUCUAACCGCAGUCUGGACACCCUUUAAACACUCGGUGGUGCCGUGUUUGUGUUCUCGUUCAUGUUCGUCCUCUCUUUGCGUCCUGCUGGAGUGUAAAAAGCUAGAAUACCACAGCCUAGACAUCAGUUGUGUUUUCAGACGGAGCAGCUGUCCACUCCUUUUGCCGGCUGGCUGAAGCGUUGAACCGGCGGCCGCGGUAUCUUAACGAUGGCUGGUAGCAUGCCUCCAGUGUCACUUUGUUCUACAUGUUUCCAUUAUAGGGACCGAACAGGAGUAACGUUGUAUUGAGAUUAGUUUCGAUGUGUCGUAUCAGAGGGUCUUUAUAAACACUGCCAACUUUGGUUGAUCUGGAACAGUUCGCCACCACCUCCAGCCACAACAUGGACUUCGGCUGACGGAGGUUUUUGUACGUGAACCUUCCGCAGUCAGUCUGUUUGUGGACAAAGCUGCAGAGCAUGAAGAAACACUGCAGGAGAAGUGAUCUGCAGGACGUCUCGACUCGCAGAGAGGACCUCGACUAUCAGAGAGCGCCACCAAUCAGCUGAGAGGAUCCGGUGGCCUAGUUUGCAUGAAAUACAUCGAUACUUUAUAUGAUUUAUUAAUGUCAUGAAUAAUCAACCUUUAUAGACGAUGGUCUUGAUUUUAAAGGAGCAUACAAGUGUUUGUUGUUCGAUGUUUUCAUGUUGAUCACUUUCCAAAUCAUCGUCAGUGUUUGGAAGAAGUUUGUCCGUCCACACUCAGCUGCUGCUUUCAGCUCAGCUCUGUAGAAAUCACCCUGCAGAGAGACUGAGUCUGUGGUUGUCAGUGUUGUUUUAUUUUAUACUGACACGUCGUGUCUGCUCAGAUUCACGAUGAUGUGGAUCAGACAGCUCCUGAUCCUGAUCAGUUUGAAACUGUAUUUUACUAAGACAAAGUUUUGAGCCAAAUCUGACAGAGGCACUGAAAGUGUUGAAGCUGAAAAUAUCGACGUUGAUUGAUUUUGAUUUUUCCGACUCUCGAGUCUCUGAAGCGCGAGCUUCGAGGAGCGUUGCUCUCGUGUGCGUUUCCACGUGACGAGAACAAGCGUUUGUCAAAGAGUAAAAGAUGGAAUUUCUCUGCUGGCUGAUUUUUAAAGAAAGGAAAUCAUUUAAAAAAUUGAUGGAUGGCUCGGAAAAUGAUCAGCAAGGAGGUGAUGUAAACAGGAUGUAGCAAACAAAUAAUGGUUUAAAAAAAAACACAACACCAGUAUGGUCCUUUAAUGAAGAAAUAUUAAUGUAAUGUAUCAGGAGACUUGAUGCAGUGUAAUUACUGAACAUAUAUUUUACAAAACAAAGGUUUGGACAGUCAAAAUCAAACAGUGACAGUCUGAGACGUCCCUCCAUGUGAACAGUCAGUGUACAGGUGUGUCAUCAGUUGUGUGUGUGUGUGUGUGUGAAUGUGUGUGUGUGAUAAUGGAGAGAAGACCUGUCACUCUUUACCUAAAAGACUGAAUGAAUCGGUUUUUUCAUUGUAACAUGACAUCACAGGAACAAGAUCAAAAACACUGAAAAUCUUUUUAUUAUUUCUAAAACUAUUUCAAUUGGCUUUUAUUCUGACAGGGCCAGGAAGAAACCUGUAUAUUCCACUGCAUCUUUAAUAAAGAACAUUUG
Messenger RNA from Toxotes jaculatrix (banded archerfish), 4394 nucleotides. RefSeq names its product arrestin, beta 1 (gene arrb1). The transcript has 17 exons. Gene Ontology annotation, biological process: G protein-coupled receptor internalization; visual perception; signal transduction. Gene Ontology annotation, molecular function: G protein-coupled receptor binding. The record is from RefSeq and is a predicted model, not a curated record. NCBI's taxonomy places the organism in Eukaryota, Metazoa, Chordata, Actinopteri, Toxotidae. The coding region runs from base 1427 to 2680 and encodes 417 amino acids.